Molecule: messenger RNA, 2410 nt
Organism: Blastomyces dermatitidis ER-3
Lineage: Eukaryota; Fungi; Ascomycota; Eurotiomycetes; Onygenales; Ajellomycetaceae
Product: proline oxidase
Exons: 3
Coding region: 779-2161 (460 amino acids)
Cellular component (GO): mitochondrion
Molecular function (GO): FAD binding; proline dehydrogenase activity
Source: RefSeq, a predicted model, not a curated record
CAAGGAGUGGCCAAGUUGAUGAACUACAAAGAUAAUGUUACUAGAGAAUUCUCCUAUAGGGCGGAUGGCAGCUGCUGGUGCAGGGUUAACUGAGCUUCCCCUCACACUAAGGGACAUCUUGGAGUUGCUUAGCUGGCGAUAGCGGGAUCCCGGCCCCCAGGCACCCCCAUCGGCGCUGUCACUGUACUGCUGGAACUUGAGGCAAAGGAUGAUGGAAUCACUGGAUACAGUCUAGAACCAAGGGGCCAGGGAAACAGAAUUCACAUACCAUCUAUCCUGUGAUACAGAGCACGGUGACAAGGUCUCCGAAUUGAUCGCAACCCCACAUUUUCUAUAUAACUAACCCAGCAUAGUAUUCGCCAUAACCAUUCGCACAAUUCGCGGUUCUGCCAAGGUUGUGUCCACGGAAUAUCAGCGGAGAGGGACGUCACAUGACUCCACCCGGAAUUCAAAGGAUAUGCCCGGAGAGGCUCGUUUAGUCAAUGCUGGGUAAGGGCAAUUCCGCUUCCAAACGAGUCAAUCCGGGACAAGAUAACGCUUGUUGAAUUUGUAUGUGUCAAAGAAAAAUAAAAUAGGAAAAGAAAAAUCAAAAAAGAGGCACGGGAAAACACGGAGUCCCGACUGGUUGUUAUCCCACGAAUCACCACUAUCAACCCCGACUAUAUAUUUCAUAUAUGGCCACAAUGGCCUUCCCACUGUUCACCCAUUUUUUGGCUCAGCGUCCAACUCUCCCACAGCUUAUUCCCCCAGAGUUAUCAAACUUUCCCGCUGUCGUGACAUGGCCCUUCAUCUCCGCUCUCCUUGCCGUAUCACCACUAUCAAGAAUAGUUUUCCACGUUUAAUCCCCCUCCAGCUCUCCCAAUCAAUGCACCUGCCUGCCUCCGGGCCACGACGGACUCUAACAAGCGCAACGUGGGACGGACCACCACCGUCCCCACUGAACGAUGACCCAAGGCGUCGUCGUGCCCUAGAAAGAUUGCCAACGGCUGCCCUGCUGAGGGGUAUCGUCAUGCAGGCCGCCAUGUCGCAGCCGUAUGUAAUGGGCGCUGCAUCAGCUUUGGCUCAACGGAAUAUUCAAAUUCUGACGAGCAAUUUCCCGCUGAGAUUCCUCCUGGAUAAAAUCUUCUACGCCCAGUUCUGUGCGGGAAGCACGGAGGCUGAGAUCAAGAACACGGUUCGCGACCUAAAGGCACUCGGGUUCAAGGGCGUGAUAACAGCAUAUGCUCGUGAGGUAGAUCUCUCGAAUACCGCUGAAGCUGACAGUGAAGCUAAACAUCAAACCUCACAUCAAGGGCAUGUUACUCAGUGGCUAGAAGGGUCCCUGAAAGGGGUCCAUUAUUCGAGCCCUGGUGACUUCGUUGCGUUAAAAUUCACGGGAGCAGGGCCGGAAUGUGUACGCUUGCUCGAAGCUGGCUUGGCACCAGAUGCAGCGAUGGCAGAAGCCUUGACGCAGAUCUGUGACUCCGCCAAAUCCCGAGGCGUUAGGCUGCUGAUUGACGCUGAGCACCAUUCCCAGCAAGCGGGUAUUGAUUCUUGGACGAUGUACCUCAUGGAGAAAUAUAACCAAAAUGGGAAUUUAGUUGUGUACAACACCUAUCAAAUGUACCUUAAAGAGUCCACCGCGACUCUUACAAGACAUCUCGAACGCGCACGCUCUGGUAAAUUCGCCUUUGGCGUAAAACUAGUUCGGGGUGCAUACCUCAAGAGUGACCCACGCCACUUGAUUCACGACUCCAGAGAAGAAACAGACCGCGCUUACGACGAUGCAGCGCGAAUGCUGGCGACGCAGCAUCUUGGUGAUCCUUCUGCACCUAAAAUCGGAGUGAUGCUGGCCACACAUAACUCGCAAAGCGUGGAGAUGAUGCGGAGUCUGCGGCAAGAGCAAAUGCAAAAACAACUGCCUUUGGCAGAAGUUGUCUAUGCCCAGCUAAUGGGCAUGGCAGAUGAGCUGUCUCUAGGUCUCUUACAGAAAAGACAGAACGUUAUCGAAGAGGAUAUUCAGGUCUUUAAAUAUGCCGUAUGGGGAACAACAGAGGAGUGCAUGAUGUAUCUACUACGGCGGGCAGACGAGAAUCGUGAUGCAGUUGAUCGGGGCCAACUAACCCAGCAAGCACUCUGGCGGGAGCUACGCCUGAGACUAUUUCCAUGGAUCUCGGUAUAAAAGCGUGGAAAUUUGCUUUGCAAAGGGCAUCCAAGUUCGCUAUAUGGUUUGAUUUAGUAUUGGAGUUAAAAGUAAAGGCGUUCAAUAGGGUUGUAGAUAUACCUACCUAGGUAGGCAUCUGUCGGUAGUCAUAGAGUAAUGAUGAAUUGCAAUUUCAUCCAGUCAACUUCAAACCUAUGCGGCGCGCUCUAACGGUGCCAAGCGCGUAAUGUCACCGCAACUAUAAAGGUACCUUUUGUAUGAGUUGAC